Molecule: messenger RNA, 990 nt
Organism: Thamnophis sirtalis
Lineage: Eukaryota; Metazoa; Chordata; Lepidosauria; Squamata; Natricidae
Source: RefSeq, a predicted model, not a curated record
AUGCUGGCUUUAACUUACUGUAUGCAGCAAAUAAGAAUCAUUGAUUUUGUAGAAAAAGUAAUGGCAGCUUUGAAUAAAUUUGUUCCUCCAAACAUUGCUGGCAUGAGCAAUGUUCAAAAUCUUAGUGUGCUACAGAACCAGCAAGUUACACUGGAGUGUAAAUCAGAUGCAGUACCCCCUCCUGUCCUUACGUGGCUCAAAGAUGGAGAAAUUUUGGAGGUACAUUCUCUGCGUCAUUUAAUUGUUAAAGCACAGGUAUCUGAUGCUGGCAUGUACACAUGUGUUGCCUCCAACAGAGCUGGUAUCGACAAUAAACAUUACAGUCUUCAAGUUUAUGUACCCCCAAGCAUAGAAAAUGGCGGAGAAACAGAAGUAACUGUACUAAAAGGGAAUCCCAUAUCUUUGGUGUGUUUGGCUAAUGGAAUACCAACACCAACUAUAUCAUGGCUGAAAGAUGGUCAGACUUUUAGCGUUAACCUUCGUGCGACUUUUGAAAACCAAAAAGGGGGUCUUCACAUUUCAAACUCAGAGAUUAAUGAUUCAGGUAGAUAUACCUGUAUAGCAUCUAAUGAAGCUGGGGAAGACAACCAACAUUUUACUCUGAAAGUGCUAGAACCUCCUCAUAUUAAUAAAUCAGAUAACCCCGAAGAAAUUUCUACAGUGAUUAACAAUCCUCUUGAGCUUCUCUGUAUCUCUGAUGGGAUUCCAAUCCCCAAACUAACAUGGAUGAAGGAUGGACGCCCAUUGCCUCAAACAGACACUAUUCGGGUCCUAAGGGGAGGGCAGAUCUUCAGAAUAUCUAGUGCUCAGGUAGAAGAUACUGGAAGAUAUACGUGCUUGGCUUCCAGCCCUGCAGGAGAUGAUGACAAAGAAUAUUUAGUGAGAGUACAUGCAUACUGCCCACCUCUAUCUAUUCUUGGGCUCAAGAAAAUACAACUAUUUACCACUUUCACUUCUACAGCAUCAACUGUAAGUUCACUCACUGUGUAG